Symbiodinium pilosum is the source of this 342-nucleotide messenger RNA. Lineage: Eukaryota; Dinophyceae; Suessiales; Symbiodiniaceae. The record is from the annotation of a GenBank genome assembly.
GAUCCGAAACUUAUCGCUGAGACUUUACUCCGCUACGUGCGUGCAGUGGGCCACCCCAGCCGCGUGCUGGCCAGCACUGAUUGCGGCUUUGCCUCCACUGCCAGAUCCACAGCAGUUUCUGCGGACAUCGCGUGGAUGAAACUCCAGAGCCUGGCAGAGGGUGCGGCCUUGGCCACCUGCCGCUUCAUCGACCAGCGUGCUCCGGUGCCCUGCCGCUCGCCGAACUUGAUGCCGACACCCUUCCGCCCUGUGAUCUUCGCGCAGGGCUUCAGCAGCUAUGCCAGGGAGCUGCAGGCGGCCUUCUCCGGGCUCACCGUGCAUCCAGCCAACAUCUACGUUGAG